AUGCUUCUAAUUGAAGUAGCGAAAGAAUUUGUGGCUACAAUUGACAACAAAAAGACGGACGGGACUACUAUUGAGGCCAAGAAGCAAGCUUGGAUGGCGUUGACAAAUAAAUAUAAUGCUCUUUCUGAAACGGGAAUCAGAACAGAAAAACAAUUGCAUGCGUUAUAUGACAAUUUAAAAAAAAAAACUAGAAAAAAUAUAAGCGAUGAUAAGUCCGAGUUGUACAAGACAGGAGGUGGAACAUUUUGCCCUAAGACAACUGCAGUCGAUGAAAAGGUUGUGGCCUUAUUACCUCCACAAUUUAAACCAUUAUCUAAUGAUUUUGACUCAUCAGCACCAUAUUACAUCAUAGAUAUUGUUGAAACACAACAGCUAAACGACACGCAAGAUUCUUCUCAAGAAGUAUUGGGUGCAAAAGAAGAUUCUGUGCAUCAACUUCAACAAGUUAAAGGUUCCAAAAGAAGGAUUUCACCUCUUCUGGUAUCUGACAUCACACCGAAAAAAAAAGAUUUGUUUAACUGA
This is a messenger RNA of Parnassius apollo (apollo), 522 nucleotides long. NCBI's taxonomy places the organism in Eukaryota, Metazoa, Arthropoda, Insecta, Lepidoptera, Papilionidae. The record is from the annotation of a GenBank genome assembly.